Alternaria alternata is the source of this 480-nucleotide messenger RNA. RefSeq names its product copper resistance protein. The record is from RefSeq and is a predicted model, not a curated record. Lineage: Eukaryota; Fungi; Ascomycota; Dothideomycetes; Pleosporales; Pleosporaceae. The transcript is spliced from 2 exons. Bases 53 to 289 code for a protein of 78 amino acids.
CGUCUUACCUUUACCAAUCACCAACCCAACUCACCAACACUACAACAUCAAAAUGGUCUGCUGCGGACGUAACAACGGCACCUGCGUGUGCGCUCAAGAGGCAAAGUGCUCCUGUGGAAAGCAGCCCGCUCUUCAAUGCACUUGCGAGAAGGCUGUUACUGAGAACAAGCUUCCCUCCGACUCCUCAGCAUGUGCCUGCGGAAAGCGAACUGAAGAUGCGUGCAACUGCGGUCGCGCCGACAACAACGGUACCUCCAACCUCGAGACCGACUUCACUACCCAGAAGUAAAUGGCUAGGAAUGGUGGAUGUGUGAUGGCGUACGAUGAUGAUGCAUUUGAAGCGCGGGGAUACCGAAGUGACAUGGGAGGGUGUUUUUGGCGUUUGAUAUUGGCCUGAGUGGAUAUACCUGAUACCAAUAAAUGACAAUCUUCAAGUUCAGAAUUGUGCCAUAAUGUCUUUAGCGCAAUGUAAGAAGUGCU